AUGAAAGAAGCCAUCGUUUCAAAAGGACCAAAGGUCACGAUUAAAGAUUCGCCCAUCCCUGAACCACAGGCGGAUCAGGUUGUCAUUGAGGUUGUAGUCAGUGGAAACCUCGUACCCGACUACAAUGCCAACUCUGGCGACGACAUAGCAGGCUACGUCCACGCCGUCGGCUCCAACGUCUGGGAAUUCAAACCUGGCGACCGCGUCGCUUCGUUCCAUGAGAUGAUGACACCAGGCGGCUCCUUCGCAGAAUACGCUGUAGGCUGGUCUUGGACAACCUUCCACAUCCCCACAACCACCUCCUUCGAAGAAGCCGCCACGCUCCCCCUCGCGGCCAUGACCGCCGCCAUCGGCCUGCACCAACGCCUUGGCCUCCCCACACCCUGGAAGCCUGCCUCUGAACCCACCCCACUCGUCGUCUACGGCGGUGCCGCCGCCGUCGGCGCAUACGUGAUCAAGCUCGCCCGCCUCGCCAACAUCCACCCGAUCAUCGCCGUCGCCGGGCGCGCCGAGAAGUUUGUAGAAACGCUCAUCGACCGCUCGAAAGGCGAUACCAUCGUCGACUACCGCAAAGGCGACGAGGCAGUCGUAAAGGGCAUCAAAGAAGCGCUCAACGGCCAGAAACUGCACUACGCUUACGAUGCUACCAGCGAGCAUGGCUCGUACACGAACAUUGUCCAGGCCCUUGAACCCACGGGUCAUUUGACGCUCGUUCUGCCUGGGAAGAAGUACGAGGGUAUUCCGGAGAGCGUGAACAUGACGGUUACGACAGUGGGCGAGGCGCACAAAGGCGAUAAGGACUUUGCGUAUAUCUACUUCAGGUAUCUUGCGAGGGGGUUGGCGGAGGGAUUCUUCACACCACAUCCGCAUGAGGUUGUGCCCGGCGGGUUGGAGGGUGUGGAGACGGCGUUGAGGAAUUUGAAGGAGGGGAAGGCGAGUGGAGUCAAGUAUGUGUUUAAGAUUGGGGAGGAUGGGAAGGAGAAGUUGUAG
Parastagonospora nodorum SN15 is the source of this 990-nucleotide messenger RNA. RefSeq lists its product as hypothetical. NCBI's taxonomy places the organism in Eukaryota, Fungi, Ascomycota, Dothideomycetes, Pleosporales, Phaeosphaeriaceae. The record is from RefSeq and is a predicted model, not a curated record. Gene Ontology annotation, molecular function: oxidoreductase activity, acting on NAD(P)H. The transcript is spliced from 2 exons. Bases 1 to 990 code for a protein of 329 amino acids.